UUGGAAAUGACGAAUGGGUUGCAGGCUAAAGCGGCCCGGAUGCAGGACGUCGAUCUGGAAGUGAAACAAUUGCGCGAGACGCUAGCCGAGUACAACGAGGAAUUCCGUCAAGUCCGCAACCAAGAGGUGACAAUCAAGCAGCUGAAGGAGAAGGUCCGCCAAGCUGAAGAAUCCCUGGAACUAAUAGUUCAGAGUCGAGUAGAGGAGCACGAGGACGUCCUAAGGAGCCAAUUCGAGGAGAGGGAACGUGAGUUGGUCGAGUUGAACCGACUGACUGCCCAUCGUUUGGCCCAAGCCGAAUCGAAAUUCGCCGCCCAGCAAGCCACUGUCACUGAACUGCAGUCGGAACUGUUCGACGCAAAAGCCGGAGCCGAAGUCAUUUCCCAUGCCAAGCUCGACGAAAUUGAAAUAUUAAUGCAGGAUCUGGAUCGAGCUAAUCAGCGUGCUGUUUUGGCCGAAAAGGAAUUGUCUGUCCUCAAAGAGCAAUUUGAGAGAGCUGAAGACAGCAGCAAGCGGCAGCGGCUUAGCAGCGAUCAGGCCAAUGAAGCUCCACCUCCACCCAACAUGGACACGCCCCUCGACGUGAUGGGCAGACCUUCAUUACUCGAACUAGCCGCCAAGGAAAAAGAGGUUCAGACAUUGAUCGAGGACGUACAGAAAUUGCAGUCGACGUUGAACCAGUUGCGCGAAUCAUCUGCUCGCCAAUUGUCGAAUUUCGAAGAAGAACUGCAGGUGCGCGGUCGGCACAUUCAGCGAUUGGAAGCUCAACUCGAAGCGCAAAAAGACUACCAGGAAAUCCGGCGCGAACUCAGUAUCUUGAAAUCGAUCGAGUUCCCGCACCUGUCGUCGACCGUUGACGACGAAGAGGAGGACGAGCGUCGCGAAGACACUGCCAAGAAAUCGGACAAAGUAUCCACUUCCGCAUUAGCUGGCGGUAACAAACCGUUAGAGGUCUUGCUGCUGGAACGCAAUAAAGCUCUCCAGUCGGAGAACACGGCGCUCAAAGUCGCCAACAGUGAGCUGCAAGGAGAAGAAGAAAAAACAGUGACACUUCCGUUGGAAGAAACAUCACCUCCAUCACCUCCGCCUUCGUCUUCCUCGUCGGCAUCGCCCGGUCCGGCCGCCUUGUCUUCCAGCGACGCCAUCGACGCCGGUACGGCCAACGACAACAACAACAAGAGCAAGACGACAGAUUGCCAAGGCGAUCAUUCUGCGAGCAACAACAAUAACAACAACGACGACGACGAAGACGACGACGACAUGCCAUCGUCGACGCGACUCGGUUUGAACAGCCCGAUGGCGGCGGCGGCGGCAGCAGCUGCGGCGGCCGCGUCGGCAUCGGUCGGCGCUCACGUCGGUCCACCCCCUCCGUUUUCGCCUUUCGUCGGCGCAGUUUCCGCCUCCGGUCUGAUGGGUCCGCGACACUUGCCGCCCGUCUUCCACCCCGUUUUGGGCGGACUCGGAUCGCUCGGACAUUUCUUCAACGAAGACAUGCUGCUCCACUGGCGGCGAUCGCUCGAAGCUUCCAUGUUGAGCCAUCACCAUCAGCAGCAGCAGCAAUUACAGCAACAGCAACAACAGCAGCAACAGCAGCAAGAGCGACGCUUGACGUCGCCCGAUCGCGCCAGAGCCUCCAGUCCCGGCAGCGACAACGGUGUUGAGGAAAACAGCAGCAGCUUGUUCGGCCAGCGGACGCCGACGAGAACGACGACGACGGCCGACGGGCCGUCCACUACGCCAACUAACGCACCCAGAUGUCCGUCUACGCCGAGCGGCCAGCAGGGGCAGCAAGUCAACACAUCGACGCCUAAUUCAUGCGGUAUUACCACUCUACCCGGCUGGCCUAGCUGGGAAGAUUCGCACCUUGCCCGGCUUCAACAGGAAUUCAUCAGCCGAGGUGGCGUUUAUCCAGGUUUCGGCGGGCCGGGCAGCGUCAACAGCCUGGCUGGUGGUGCCGGCCUAGGCAAUGGUAGCCUGGACGGUGGCGACGGACCGUCAGCGGCGGCGCUGGCCUCGCUGAUGUCCCUUCCCGAAGGUUUGACGUCGUUGUUGGCCAAGAGCAACCCGCUCGAGGCCCGUCUGCAGGAGAUGCUGCGCGCCACGAUGGAGCGCUACGCCAGCCAAGCGCUGGACACGUUGGCCAUUUCGCGCGGCGUCCGCGAGCUCCUGUCCAUGCACAACAUCGGCCAGCGUCUCUUCGCCAAGUUCGUGCUCGGCUUAUCGCAAGGCACCGUCUCCGAGCUGCUCUCCAAACCGAAGCCGUGGGACAAGCUGACGGAGAAGGGCCGCGAUUCCUAUCGCAAAAUGCACGCCUGGGCAUGCGACGAGGCCGCCAUUUUGCUCCUCAAGUCCCUCAUUCCACGCAAAGGAAAAGAAACCGGGGGAUCGUCAGUAGCGACCAAGACGGAAGAGAGCGCCGUUACCGAGGAACGCAUCGCCCACAUCCUGCACGAAGCCAGCGCCGCUCUACGGGCGCAACAAGUCGACGAUUCGGGUAGCGACGAGAGCAAACCGCCCAGCCAAACACAGACGCCAUCACCCGGCCCGAAAGUGGAACCGAUAUGCCCAUCGGCUGGAGCCAAUGCCACACCAACGUCUAGUGCCACUACCACCACUACCACCCCCACCUCUUCGUCUAGCCAUCACCACCACCACAACAACAACAACAAUAGUAGCAGCAGUGCUAAUCUGUUGUUGCAACAACAACAACAACAGCAACGUCGCGGACGCAAACCAGAUCACGACGAUAUCUCGCAAGAGCAAGUACUGCGCAUCUAUCACGACGAACUGGCCAAAAUGAUGUCGGCAGGCUCGUCGACCGCAUUCAAUCCAGCCGCUUUUAAUCCGGCCCACCUAUCCGGAUUAUCUGCCCUGGCAGCUGGAGGCGGACCCAGAGCCAUGGCAUCCAAUCUCCGCGACUACAAUAGAUCGUACACUAGCGCACUCUUUGAGCGGACACCCGAAGAGAUCCGCAUGGCUCUCGAUGUUUACCAACAGGAGCUCAACCGGUUGAUGCAGCCGCCGACGUCAUCGAACGCCACCAAUGCGACGACGACGGCGACAGCCACAACGGCAGCCGCUGGCCAUUUGACAUCGACGCCCGUCGGCAGCGCCGGAAGCCAACAUCAAUCGACGACAAGCAUAAGCGGACACGUGAGCAAUGGUUUCCCUCAAGACCUGUCGCUACCCAAAAGCGCCACGGGGGCCGGAAGCGUGCGGAGCGACGAGGAAAGCUCGGAGCGGGACGUGGGCAAAAUGAGAUCAGCUGUCGGCUCGGCUGCCAACAACAAAUCGUUGCUGCUCACGCCGGGCGAGAAUGGCGAACGGAGUAGGAGCGUCGCUGGAGAGACGGCCAGCAGCAAUUUAGCGCACAGUUCGUCGAAAUCGACGGACAAUGCCAUGGGCCUCUACAUGCCUCAUUCGCUGCACAACAUUCUUCGGCCGUCUUCCAGCCUGUCGCCGGACGAAUCCAGUACGGCGACGACAGGAGCCGCCGGAAGUGGCGCUGCCGGUGCGGGUGUGACGGCUGCAAAUGGCGGCGUAGCUUCGCCGUUGCAGCGCAUCGCGUCCAUCACCAACUCGUUGAUGUCGCAGCCGGCCAAUCCUACGCUGCCGCAGGUGACGCAACGACCGAUGAAAGCCAUCUUGCCUCCCAUCACUCAGCAACAGUUUGACACCUACCAGAACCUCAACACGGAGGACAUCGUCAAAAAGGUGAAAGAACAGCUGAGCCAGUAUUCUAUUAGCCAGCGAUUGUUUGGCGAGUCGGUGCUGGGCCUCUCUCAGGGAUCCGUGUCGGACCUGCUGGCCAGGCCUAAACCGUGGCACAUGCUGACUCAGAAAGGGCGUGAACCGUUCAUCCGGAUGAAAAUCUUCUUGGAAGACGAGAACGCCGUCCACAAGUUGGUGGCGUCUCAGUACAAAAUCGCACCGGAGAAACUGAUGCGGACGGGCGGCUAUUCCGGAUCGUCACAAUCAGCUUUGAAGAACUCGGUGGCCAAGAUGAUGACACCCACAUCAAUGCCGGCCACGUCGCCGGCCAUGUCGGCCAGCGGCAAUUCGACUGGAGGUAUGGAUUUGUCGCCAAAUAGCCUCGCCCAUUCGGCCAUGGCUCUGCACGGCCUCAGAGGCCCCACCAGCGCCCUCGCAUCGCUGACACACGGAGCUGGAAUGGAUUUGAAUUCGUCCCUUUCCGGACGGACGAGUCCCAUCCCGACUGGGUUGACUUAUGGCGCCACGUUGGCGCAUUUCAUGUCUGCCCAGUCGAGCCUCAAUCAGCGCAACCUCGCGUCCCAUAUGGCGCAACAGCACCAACAGCACCAACAACAACAACAACAACUGCAUCCAUCUCCAGUUCUGGUCAAGAGCGAAAAGAAUUCCGGCUCUGCUUGCGUCAGCAAAUCGUUGUCCAGCACUCAGCUGGGCGGCCAUAAUAACAAUAGCACUAGUAACGGUAUGACGCCCAGUCCGAUGGACGACAAUUCGACCCCAUCAGCCGGCCACGGUUUAUCCGGAUCAGGAAUUCCGACCUUGGCGGCCUAUUCACUUCCGGCGCACAGCGUCUACGAGCUGGCGGCGUUGACGCAAGAGCUCGACACCCAGGGAAUGACGACCAAGAUCAAAGAAGUCCUCCUGGCCAAUAAUAUCGGACAAAAGAUCUUUGGCGAGGCUGUGCUGGGCUUGUCGCAAGGCUCCGUCUCUGAAUUGCUGUCCAAGCCGAAACCGUGGCACAUGUUGAGCAUCAAGGGCCGAGAGCCGUUCAUCCGCAUGCAACUGUGGCUGAGCGACCCGCGCAAUAUCGAACACAUCCAGCGAUUGAAGACGGAACGACGGGAGGCCGGCAAGCGCCGACGCGAUCUGGGAUUCCCGAUGAGCGCUGCCGAUACGGCCGGACCCAAUUCCAACGCUUCGAGCAAUACCAAUUCGUUCAUGGGCGGCGAUAAUUCGAGCAACGAUGGCUCGAUGGGCGGAAGCCCGUCUCCUUACAGCGGCAAUGCGAACCACCACCAUCAAGCGACGUCGUUGACGACGGGCGCUGGCGCUUCGCUGUCGUCGUCGUCGCCGUCGCCGGCCAAGAAGCAGCGCAUACUCUUCUCUGACCAGCAGAAGGAAGCGCUCAAGUUGGCCUUCAGUUUGGACCCGUACCCGAGCACAUCGGUGAUGGAAUUUCUGGCCCAAGAGCUCAACCUGUCCACUCGGACCAUCACCAACUGGUUCCACAACCACCGCAUGCGCCUCAAGCAACAGCAGUCCAACUCUUUGGAUUGCCCCGCCAAGGAAGAGAUCUCGUCAUCCGCUUCGCCGGCCGCCAUGGUCAACGGUGGCCGUGAAAGUUCGGGCCAGUUUGAUCCCAUCCACUUCCGGCUGCUCUUCCAUCAGCGUCUGUUUGAAAUGCAAGUGGCUGCGGGCGAGGACGCUUCAGGACACGCCGCCGCCGCCGCCGCCACAGGUGGUAGCGGUAGCGGUGGUCAUCACCCUGGCGCCGGCGCCGGUGGUAUGAAUUUACCCGCCUCAUUGGCCGGCCUGCCGCCCCAGUUGGCGGGCAAUUUGAACAUGAUGGCGUCGCUCGGUAUGCCCUACCCGUUCUACGCCACUGGCAUGUUGUCGCAAUUUUGUAUGGGACUGGGCAACCCGUCGCCGGACAUGGCGCCCGGCGCCGAGGGACUCGAUUUGACGUUGGCCAGGCAACGCGUUGCCGCCCUCGCUCAGAGCGAUUCGGAAGCCGAAGAAAGCGAUUGCGAGUCAGACACGUCCAGCCGGACGGGGCCGACGACAGCGCAGCACAGACGUGACGGACGACCCCCUGCCAAGAUGGCCAGUCCCUUAAUGACGGCCAUGGCUGCGGUGAAGACGGCGGCUGGCAAUCACCUGAGCAUGUCGUCUCAAGAGGAGCCGGCCGCGCAGGCGGCCAGAUCGUCUCGUCGCAGCCGCAAACCUGCCGCUCCUCAGUGGGUCAAUCCGCACUGGCAACAGAAUUCGGCCACCCGCGAACGCGACCGUUUAGAAUCGGAAGACGGCCGUGACAGUAGCGAAGAGCGUGACAAGAAGAAAGCCAAACUGUUGUCUUCUCGCUUUCAUCACAGUGUCGAUGCCAAUUUGAAUAAUUUCGUUGAGACGGACGCUAAAACGGCCGGCGGUCAAAGUUCGGCCGAUGACGAUAAAUACGACAACGACGAGGACGAAGACGAUGAGGAAGACGAGUCGGCCAGCAACAAAUUCAACCAUCGGCACAUUACUAGCCCGUCUCGUCGGUCGUCACCUUCCCCAUCGCCCUCCUCCGAUGAGGACAAGAUGGACGACGAUCAGGAAGCCAAAGAUGAUGAUAACAACGAACAUUCUUAACCCCAUCUCAAUGGCGAGACACUUUCGGUCUGCUGUGGUUAUAGUGUGCGUGUGUGUUUAGUGAAGCGAUGGCCACACAGCCAGUUGGAAGCUGAACUUGUACGUCUAGACGUUUCUGUGCUCCAUCGCCUUUCUCAUCACGCAAACUGCUGCACUCCCCCCUUUCCUCCACCUCCUCCUUCUUCAGUGUCUCCCGUUUAUCUAAUGUGGGAAAAAGAGAAAGAGAGAGAGAGAGAGGACAAAACGUUACAACACAGCCGAAAUGGGGUUGGAUUCUUUAAAGAAAAGAAGAAAAAAAAUCGUUUUUAAAUAAUUUAUAUUUAAAAGUUUUUUUAGUCAGAGCAAAUUCCGCUCUCAAAACAGAUAAGGAGACAAAAAUCGAUAUGCGCUGACCGAAUGCAUGCGUGUGUAUGCCUGUUUGUUGUUAUUAUAAAUAUGAUUAUUAUAUAAUUCAGUUGUUUGGUAGGCAUUUUUGCGGGAAGGAUUAAUUUUUUUUUUCUUUUUUACGUGUGUGAUAAUCGGCGAUUAAUUUUUAGCCGAACGCAGGUCUCGUCAAAGUGCCACUUGGUGGUCAGAACGGACAGACGGGAAUGGGUGGCGAAAAGGGCUGCUGAAUAAUUAAAAAAAAAAAAUUAACAAAUAAAAAUGGGGACAAAGUUUAUUAGCCACCGAAUUUAUUCAAAGAAUGGAAACAAAGCAAAAAAAAAUAAAUAAAUAAAUACGUACGCUGUUAUCUAUAGGAUGAGCAAUUUCCUUCCUCCUUUGUCUUUCUCCCCUUAACGUCUAUCCAAAAAGAAAAGUCCUCCCCAGAAAGAGUGGGGGAGGGGGGAGGAUGCGUGACAUUUGCUUCGUGUUAACGUUCGUUACCAGUUCCUCUUCUUACGACGCCAGUCUUUUAUUUUUUUCGAUCCUAUUUUAUAUCUCUUUUUAUUUUUUUAUUUACUCGGUUGCUCCCGUUCCAUUCGUAUGUAGUUGACACCAACAUACACACACCCAUCCGGUGUAGGGGCGCAUCAAAAAAAGUUUUGUCGCCCGCCUAUUUUGCAUUGAUUGCGGCAAAAAAAAAAAAACUAACAAACAAAACAAGAGAAACAGAUACAAAAGUAAGAGCUCGCGUACGUGCGCGUGUGUUUAUGUUUCAUUCCUUCCUUCCCCCUUUUUUUUUUUCCCACCGGGAUUUCUUAUUAACCAAUUAAAUUAUUUGAGAAAAGAUAAGGGAAAAGUUAAAGAAAAUUUAAAUGCGGGGAAUAGAAGUUUCUUGUACUCGUCUACUCAUCCGACUCCAAAGAUGUCGUCUUCUUUUUUUGUUUGUUUGCUCCCGAUUUUUUACUUGUUAGAUGUUGUGUGAAGGGGAUUAGUUUUCUUUUACGUCUUCCUCAAUUCGUAACGAGAAAUAAGACGAAAGAGCAGCUUUCCAUUUGGUUUUAUUUUUCCCGCUUCUUAAUCCGUUCUGACCUCCAAUUUUUGUUCUUCUUUUUUCUUUUUUUUUUUUU
Messenger RNA from Daphnia magna, 7835 nucleotides. RefSeq names its product homeobox protein cut-like. The record is from RefSeq and is a predicted model, not a curated record. NCBI's taxonomy places the organism in Eukaryota, Metazoa, Arthropoda, Branchiopoda, Diplostraca, Daphniidae. Gene Ontology annotation, molecular function: DNA binding; DNA-binding transcription factor activity, RNA polymerase II-specific. Gene Ontology annotation, biological process: regulation of DNA-templated transcription.